GAUUGUGCGGAGCAAAGAUGACUCCACAAUGGAAGAGAGGUUGGCCCAUGAAGGCCGGCGGUUUCGCUACUCUCUGCUACUCUUGCGGCAUGUUAGUUGGCAUGAAUUCCAUCUUGCUUGUUCAAGUGAUCAUUAAGCCAACAAUUUUGUCAACAAUUGCUGAAGACAAUCGUAAGUAUGAGCAACUUCUUCAGGUCACAUGCCCUAAACAGUUUGACCCUUUGCCCUUCAAACAUUUUGCACAUUAAUGCAUUUGAAUUUCCUUGCUUUGUAGAAUAUGAUGCUGAAUGGUUUUGUAAGACAUGAUUUUUCUCAAGCAUUCAUCCUUGUCUUGUACUGAAAGCUCAUCUGCCCAUUUUGUCAUGAUUAUGAUUCUGUUUUGGAAUUCCUUGUGCAUUUGGCGACAAUUAUAAUUUUGUUUGUAAACCGUAAUUUGCUUUAAUACUCUGUGUGGACCUUAGAACUGCCUAUGAACAUGUAAACUACUGUGAAAGAUUCCACCUGAACGAACCUGGUUGGAGGGAAUGCAAAUUCUGUGAUAAGGUAAUUCCAAAUCCCCAAUUCUUGAAAUAUAUAAGAACUUGACAUCUGUUCUACUUACCAAGUCUCUUUGUGUUUGCUAUUUAGCCUGUUCACUGUGGAUGUGUUGUGUCGAAGUAUCUUCAUGAAUGCCUUGAUUUGGGAGGAAUAUCAUGCAUAAAAUGCAUAAGAGCUAGGGGAACACAAGCUCUAAAACCAAUACAGAGCUACCCUAGUGACAUUCCUAAUGGCUUUGUUCCAUUUUCCGGCACUUGGCAUCCCUCUAUCAUUGGUAAGCGAAUGAAUGGCGGUGCUAGCGUUGAUAAGGGAAAACUCACACAGUUAAGUGAAGCUAUAGAGAAACAUCAACCUUCUCCUUCGAGUUCAUCCAUUGGUCAUCAGAUCAGACAAGAUGAGAACCGUCUUCCUUCCGGGGAAUUAGGCAUGGGAUUUUCUUCUAGUAAAGAUGUUGGCACAAUCUUUCCAAGUUCAUCGUCUUUAUUUGCCACACCAGAUAACGGCAGGCCAGAUUCGGGUUUGAAAGCACUGUAUGAGGCAAUGCCUCAACCAUCUUUAAGUUAUUCUCUUGCUAAUGCCCUGGCCACUACAAAGUCUUCCGUACUCUCUAAUCCUAGUGGGGUUGUCGAUGGAAGAGAACCAGAAAAAGUUCCGUCUUUCAAACAAGGGCAAAGAUCACGUCUUACAUUUCCGAAACCAUCUAAAUCUGGGGUUAGCAUACGCUCACAGUCCAACAAAGGGAUGGUUUCGGAUAAUAGAGUUGCCAGACCACCUGCUGAAGGUAGAGGUCGCAAUCAAUUACUUCCGAGGUACUGGCCAAAGAUAACUGACCAGGAACUGUUGCAAAUAUCUGGGGACUUGAACUCCAACUGCACUAUUACUCCAUUAUUCGAAAAGGUUCUGAGUGCAAGUGAUGCUGGUCGAAUUGGUCGGUUGGUCCUACCUAAAGCAUGUGCUGAAGCAUAUUUCCCGGCUAUUAAUCAAUCAGAAGGUUUACCAAUAAGAAUUCAGGAUAUAAAGGGGAAAGAAUGGACAUUUCAGUUCCGAUUUUGGCCCAAUAAUAACAGUCGAAUGUAUGUUUUAGAGGGUGUAACCCCUUGCAUACAGAAUAUGCAACUGCAAGCUGGGGACACAGUUAUAUUUAGUCGACUGGAUCCAGGAGAAAAGCUUGUAAUAGGUUGUCGAAAGGCAGCAGUUUCUGCUGAUACGCAGGAAGCUGAAACACCUGCUGUUAAUGGUGUUACUGGUGGAACUUCUAGUGGGACUGGAAACCCAUCCACGAAAAAUUCGGAGCACGAAGGCAUGAGAAAUGGGGAUUCAGUGCAGAGACCAGUGAUCCAAGAAAAGAAGAAGACUCGUAAUAUAGGAUCAAAAAACAAGAGGUUGCUCAUGCAUAAUGAAGAUGCCAUGGAGCUGAAGGUGACAUGGGAAGAAGCACACGAGUUGCUUCGCCCAUCCCCUACUUCUAAGCCAACUGUUUCCAUGAUCGAAAAUUGUGAAUUUGAAGAAUAUGAUGAACCACCGGUUUUUGGCAAGAAGACCAUAUUCACAGAGCAUGCAUCUGGGUCGCAAGAGCAAUGGGGUCAGUGUGACAGUUGCUCCAGAUGGCGGAGAUUACCUCCGGAUGUUCUUCUUCCUCCAAAAUGGACCUGCUCUGAUAACAUAUGGGAUCCAGAUAGGUGUUCAUGUUCUGCUCCGGAUGAGAUAAGCACAAGGGAUUUGGAACGAAUCUUCAAAGUUGGCAAAGAUCUGAAGAAGCGAAAGCUUGCAGAAGGAAGGGUGGUUGAAGAACCUUCCGGACUGGACGCAUUAGCCACAGCUGCGGUACUAGGCGAAAGCAUAGGGGAAUUCGGCGAGUCUUCGGCAGGCCCCACCACGAGACAUCCCCGCCACCGGCCCGGAUGCACUUGUAUCGUUUGUAUCCAACCCCCUAGUGGUAAGGGAAAACACAAACCCAAUUGCUUCUGCAACGUUUGCUUGACGGUGAAACGUCGUUUCAAAACGUUAAUGCUGCGUAAGAAGAAACGGAUGUCGGAUCGGGAGGCGGAAGUGGUCCAGAAACCAUUGGUGGCUCUUAAUAACGGGAUGAUGUCACCUGGCGGCAGAAUUAUCGAUCAAAACGGGAUGGAAGUGGAGGUGGGUGAGAGCAGCAGCAGCAAAGGAGGAGGACAAUUGGAUCUGAAUUGUGAUCCAGAUAAGGAAGAAGAAAUGAUGGCGGUUGAUGAUGGUUCUGGAAUUAUUCCUCUAGAAUGGAAAAAUGUGCUUGCAGGACUUGUUCCCUGUGCAAUGCCCAAACGUACAAAUGAGAUUGAAGGACGUCCGCCAGUUGAAGGGGACCUUAACCCUUCUUCCUCCGAGACCAUCCCUACCCACCCUCCGACCGACGAAACCGCAAGCCCGAUGGACGAUGAUGAUGCAGCAGCAGCAGCAGCAGCAAAGGUGGAGAUGGAGAAAGCUGUUGAAGAUGGGUGAUAUCGGAAGCAAAAUCCAG
Cynara cardunculus var. scolymus (artichoke) is the source of this 3028-nucleotide messenger RNA. Its product is annotated as B3 domain-containing transcription repressor VAL1. Gene Ontology annotation, molecular function: DNA binding; zinc ion binding. The transcript has 12 exons. The coding region runs from base 820 to 3009 and encodes 729 amino acids. Lineage: Eukaryota; Viridiplantae; Streptophyta; Magnoliopsida; Asterales; Asteraceae. The record is from RefSeq and is a predicted model, not a curated record.